This is a messenger RNA of Carassius auratus (goldfish), 4005 nucleotides long. RefSeq names its product receptor-type tyrosine-protein phosphatase R-like. Gene Ontology annotation, molecular function: protein tyrosine phosphatase activity; protein kinase binding. Bases 294 to 2219 code for a protein of 641 amino acids. Gene Ontology annotation, biological process: signal transduction; protein dephosphorylation. The transcript is spliced from 13 exons. The record is from RefSeq and is a predicted model, not a curated record. NCBI's taxonomy places the organism in Eukaryota, Metazoa, Chordata, Actinopteri, Cypriniformes, Cyprinidae. Gene Ontology annotation, cellular component: plasma membrane; cytosol; cell junction.
UUCCGCGAGCUCUGUAUGUGUAAAGAUGCAUUAUUUAUGUUCUAGCAGGGACCGGACAUGACAGGUGUGGAUCGGCGUCUGAAUUGGUUCUUUGAAACGAAUCAACCAAGCGAAUCGAUUCUCCAAAUGGAUCCAUCCUCUCAGCGCUAGUCACAUCGGGGUGUGUGAUCCUCAGCAGAUGCAGAAUAAUUGUGUUAAACAGUCAUCGUUUCAGUGUCUUAACCUUAGAGACACUGUAGCCUCGACUGGUCUUCAUAAAGCCACAAUGUAUUUGUAAUACAAGAAGAAGAAUCAUGUUCGUAAACACGGCAUUAGCCGUUAUUUCUUCAUUGAUUGGAUUGCACGUCACAGGUGGCAUCUCUGUGGACGAUGAGGUUUAUCAGAUUCUGCAUCGGCGCAUGGUUAAUGGAGUGACUGGCCCCGUGUACCAGCACAUGGGUGUUCUCAGUCAGGAGAAAGCUUCAGAAUUUAAUGGGGAAUUGCUUCAGGCGCAGUCUCGUGGACGGGUGGCUAAGCUGAUGCCAGCAGUGUUUUUAGAAACCCAUUUCCAGAGAAGUCCACAGAGGCAAUCAGAUGUCAGCUUCCUGCAAAACAUUGACCAUAUGGAGAACAAGCCUGUAUCUGCCCACGAUACGGUCACAAUGGAGGAAAAUGAUGACAUCGAGUUGUAUGUGUCGUCUGUUGGAGCAUCAGAACCUGUGGCUCAUGAGGAAAUGAUCCGAUUGCUCAACUUCAACACCCUUCAGCACAGCUCUGGGCCGCUCGCCGCCACUGAGGCAUCCACUGAGAAGACUGUUUUCAAAGACCACCAUGAGAAGAACAGCAUCUGGGGUAAAGACGGCUUCUAUGUGCUGCUUACCUGCCUCACAAUAUUCAUCAUCGUCGUCACCUGUUUAAUGGUGCUUUACCGACUAAAGGAGAAGGAAUUCUUGGAUCAUCAGCUUAAAGACCCAUCCCCACCCAGUCUGGACGUGCAGCUGGCACCCAUCCCUGCUCAUGGUGCUCAGCCCCCUCUGACCCUCAAGAACAGUAUGGUCCAGGCCAACCAGACGUCCAAACCCAGUGCCACCCACUCUACCAGCAGCACAAGCACCGCGUCCUGUAACAUCAGCAUCCAUCCGACUCAUUCCAGCGUGACGACGACAGAGCCGCAGUGCCCACCCGGCCACUCUGUGGCUGAGCUCAAACCCACUGUGUCCUCCACACAUUCACCCUUCAGAAUGAAGUCUGUUGCAGGCCUGCAGGAGCGACGUGGAUCUAAUGUCUCACUGGUGCUGGAUAUGAGCGCUUUGGGUUCAGUGGAGCCUUUGAGUAGUGGGGUCGUGACCCCACGUGAGCGUGUAACUCAGGAAUACCUGCAGUCAGCCGGUCGGGUCCUUUCACGGCAACAGCUUCGUGACAUCACACUGAACACACAGAUGCUGCAUGCAGAGUUUGCCGAAAUUCCAAUGAACUUUGUGGAUCAGAAGGAACUGGAUAUCCCAAAUCAUGGAUCAAAAAAUAGAUACAAGACCAUUUUGCCAAAUCCACAUUCCAGGGUUAUUCUGAAGACUAAGAACUCCAACGACCUGCUCAGCAGUUACAUUAAUGCCAACUACAUUCGAGGCUAUCUUAGAGAUGAGAAAGCCUUCAUUGCCACUCAAGGUCCAAUGAUCAACACUGUGAACGACUUUUGGCAAAUGGUCUGGCAAGAGGACUGCCCUGUCAUCGUCAUGAUUACUAAACUGAAAGAGAAAAAUGAAAAAUGUGUUCUGUACUGGCCUGAGAAGAGGGGGAUCUAUGGAAAGGUGGAGGUCUUUGUUAAUAAUGUGAAGGAAUGUGACCACUAUAUAAUCCGCACCCUUAUACUAAAGCAAGGAGGACAGAGUCGUAAAGUACAGCACUACUGGUAUACCUCAUGGCCGGAUCAUAAGACCCCAGAGAGCGCAGGACCCCUGCUGCAGUUAGUGAAUGAUGUUGAGGAGGACAGGAGGGGCUUUACAUCCAGUGGGCCAGUUAUUGUACAUUGCAGCGCUGGAAUUGGUCGGACAGGGUGUUUCAUUGCUACAGCAAUCGGCUGUCGUCAGUUGGAGCUGGAGGGAGUUGUGGAUGUGCUGCGAAUUGUGUGCCAACUCAGGACAGACAGGGGUGGUAUGAUCCAGACUGAGGAACAAUAUGAAUUUGUGCAUCAUGCCUUGAACCACUAUGAAAGCCGCCUUCCUGUGGAGCCUGCACAGUGAACAGCUGGAGGAGCGUCAUUUUUCAUGCCAAGAGAUCUGCUAUUGCCAUGAGGUCUCUGAUUCAGGAGAGAAGGCGACAGAUACUGUUUGUGAUGAUGGAUCUUUUUGUUAUGUGAGUGUCAAGGCAAGGGUUGCACACAUCACACCAUGCCGGGCAAAUCUAUUUUUUGUCUUAACUUUUCAAGGCCACUUGUGUUAAAGUGUAUCAAAAUUCCAUUGUACAAGGUCUAGUUCCACUAAACAGUACACACUGCAAAAAUAAUUUUCAAAGAUGGGUUGCUUCAUUUUAUCUGAAUGUAGGUUUGAAAACAUCAAUUGGGCAUUUUAAAAUACUGAACUGUCUACAUUAUGAAGUAUAAAUGAGGUAAAGUUAAAGUUCUUUAUGUGAUAGUAUGCUAAUCAAAUGUUUCUUUAGAAUACAUAUUCUUUUUUCACUUUUGUACUUUUACACUUUUGGUUAAUGGGUUGUAAGCAUAUUUUUUUUUCUGCUGAUGCCGAACACAAUUUAAAAGUAUUCACACUGUGUUUCCUGUGGUGUUGCUGCUCAAGCUCCAGCACUGCAGAAGAAAUGUUUUGUUUGAGCUGCAGAUUGCAGUAUGAAUUGAAUGUUGAGAGAGAGAAGGACUGGAUGUCUCCGAAUUUCUAUUGCGUUGUCCUUGCUGAAUGCGCAUAACGUCAAACCAACAGCAAACCCUGAACAAAUGACUAUUAUGAGUGGAUUCCUUUAACUAACACAUGGAAUUCAUGAUCAUUUGAAUUGUUCUAGACUCACUAAAUCUGUCACUGAUUCUCAAGGGGAUCCUGAAUUAUCAAGUGAAUUAAAAAAAUAAAAUAAAUAAAUAAAUACAUUGAAUAAAUAUUCAGUCAAGAUUCAAGACCGCUACAAAUCCCAAAAAAAAAAAAAAAACAAUAUCAAACACAUUUGGGAGGUAUUAUGUAAUUAUAGAACAUAUCUCAAAUUAAUGAGAUUUUACUUAAGUGUAGAGGUAAAAUAAUUAUUAAAUAUGAAUAAUAAUACAUACAGUUUUAGUGUGAAUCAUGUUUAUGUAUCCUGGGACCACAAGGGUUUAGCCGCUAAUAAUACUGCAAUUGUUUAUGGCUUUAGGAAUUAAUAUGUUGUAUGAAAUCCAAUAUUUCUAAUACAUUUAUUUUCUAUUGUAUUUAUUAUUCUAAAAAUUAUUAUUACUAUUUCCUGAUACUUUUAUAAACUAUGGUUAUUGUCAGUGUGCACUGUUACGCUAUAUAUUUUCCACUAUGUGGGCUUAAUGUUAGGCAGUCUGUGACUUUCCUAUUUAUGCUUAAUGAUGAUUCAUGUGAAUUCUGUGAAUAAUAAACAAACCAUCAUAACCACAAAAAUAAUAUUUUAAACUGCACAUAUGGAUGCCUCAGACAGUGAGGGUAGUAUAAGCAACCCAAACUGAUAUUGUGAGCUGUUUUUAUAUCAUACUUUGGUUGUGGUAGAAUUGAGUCUUGCGUAUUGGUACAGUAUGUAUAUUAUAAAUGCAUAACUUGGUCCAGAUAAAACUUUAGAAGUUAUGCAGACAGUUCUUUCCAUUUACAUUGUGUUUUCAGUCCUAUAAAAAUGUUAAACCAUCACCUAAAGCCAUAUCUCAUGUUUACAUUUUUUGCACUGCAAGUUCAUCCAAUGUGCUUAUUCUGUUAUUCAGCUCUGUCAUGUGAAAACACGAUUUUGUAGUAUAAUUAAGUAAAACUUAAAGCAAAGUACAGGAAUGACGACUAGUGACUUUAUGGUCAUUUCUGCCAAUAAAUGGACCCUCAGUUGUCA